UUUUUCAGUGCUCUCUUGGGCAGGAGGUUGGCAGACCAACAAUCGACUCCUGCCAAACCUUGCACUGUGGGUAGACAGUAGGCGGUAGGUCGCGCUGAGCGCAAGUACUGGAGCUAGCAGCAGCGGUAAACAAGAGAGUAGAACUGAGAACCCUUUGCCGGUUUUUGAUAUAUUCACCGCAUCUUUCUCUAUUGUGAACGGGUUUGAGAGAGCCAGGGGGAGAGGGCAAAGCCGCUGGCUAGAGAUGGAUCAAAGGAAGAGGGCUCCGAGCGGGAGGAGCGAGCCGCCUGAAGCCGGAGGAGGCGAGACCUUUGUUGAAGCACCGGCCCCGACGGUUCCUGUGGAGGUGCUCGACACGGUGUUCGAGUUUCUGGACGGGAACGGGCUGCUGUCAUGCGAGGCCGUCUCGUACUGCUGGCGGCGUGCCACCGAUCGGACACACUUGUGGCAGCGGGCGUGCAUGUGUGCUUUCCCCCACCUGCGGGACUACUACUUUAGCCGGUCGCCAUACACGUGCUGCAGCGCGUACGAGGGGGACUACAGAGAAACAUUCCUCGACGGCAACCGAGGUAACCGCUCCACGGUCUUGGACUGGAACAUGGAGGCGGUAACGGGGGGCGCCGCGGACGGGGCUGACGGAAUGGAGGGGGGCGACCCCGAACAGGCGAGUGAGGGAUGGGCGGUGUCGGAGCGGAGAUACUUCCCCCCGUUCUCCCUCUGCGGCUACCUGUUCAUGCUGCUCGCCGACCCGACCGGCAACCCCCGCGCCGCCAGCCAGGCGCAGGCGGCCGGCGCGCCUCCCGCCGAGAAGGGCCUGUCCGUCUACCUCACCGUGGCCUUCCACGACGACCCCCCGGACACUCCUCCCUGGGGGGUGGGGGGGGGAGGGGGCGGCGGCGGAGCGUCCUUCGAGGGAUUUCCGCCGCCUCCGCAGCACCUGUUGGUUGGCCAACCGUGGGGAGCCGAGGAGGAAGGGGGGGUGCGAGCGGAGACCAACAGCGAUCCGCACGGGUUGCGUCGCAGGAGGCGGCGCGCGCGGACCCGCGAGGGCAGGGCGGCCAUCGUGUCGCACGCGGGGGAGCCCGCGGCCAUUGCGCGCGAGUGCUGCGCAGCUUUCUCCCUGGCGGCGGUGAACACCGAGGGGGACAAGGGCGUGGUGUGGGUAUCGUCGAUGGAGGGGGACAGGUUCUGGCAUGGCAGGCGCAGCUGGGGGGUGCACUGCCUGAUCCCUAUGGGCAAGGUGCAGGACCCGGAGCAAGGUUUUGUGAAGGACGGAAGGCUCACGGUGCGGCUUCGCGCCCGGCUUCUCUUCCUCUUCCUGCACGUCUACACCACGGCCGACCUCGCUUCCCACCGUGGCUUUGGAGUCGUACCGGUUCGCGGUAGGGACCGGCGGUUUCACUUCUACGGCAACGAUGGGGUCGAGCAGGAGGAAGGACAAGAAACUUCCCGGAACCAUCCUCGCGACCCCCCCCCCGCCGCGGCCACCUGUUCUGACGGGCGUUCCUCUCCUGGGGAGAAGAACCGCAACACCAGCACGCCCGCAAAGGGCGGCGGUCCCUUGCCGUGCAUCACGUUCGAGGUGCUCCGGUGCAGCACCCUCGAGGAGGUGGAGGGCUUGAUCGCGCGGACGCUCGGAGUGGAGCGGGAGGGGAUCCGGCUCUGGGUGAUAUCGCAGCCGUUCACGGACGGUCCGCUGGCGCCGCGACAGCUGCUCAGCGGGAAAGGCUUGCCGGCGCGAUUCUUAGACGACGGCCAGAACUCGCCAAGCCUGUUCCGGCUUCUUAGUGGUGAUGCCGUGGACGAGACAUGCAGGGUGCGUCUCUGGGUAGAGCAGCGUGGCGACGGGGGGUUCUGGGAGAAGGAGGGCGGGAGGGACGUGACCCAUCUCUCGCGCGUCUGGCCGCAGCAGCGGCAGACGGACAAGAUGGGGGCGCCCGUCGAGCCAUCGUCCGACGGCAGGAGAUUCAGCGAUGAUGGCGGCAGCGGCGCAGGAGAUGCCGAUGGAUCUCGGUUGUCACCGUCACCCUCAACUCAACCAGACCCCAAGGACAACUACGCCGGCGUGAGGCUUACCUGCACGGCGGACGUUUACCCGUUUCACCAGCAGUCGACGUUGGCCUGGGAAUCGGCUAGCGACGAAAGCGCGCCGCCUACCGCCGGCUCACCGGUUUCCGAGGGUGAUGAUGCCGGUGACGAGGACGGCGCAGCCGCCGAUGGCGCAAGCGGGAAUGGACAAAGAAUGCCGCCAGAAGAGCGCAUCCUAGUUUUCGUCAAGACUCUGGGGCUGGGCACGGAAGAAUCACAAUCAGUAGCGGGGACAUGGAGAGGCGGUGACGCCAACCACUGCGGUGGCGGGGCGGCGGCCGCGCCGCCCCCCCCCCCAACGGCGGCCGAGCUCGACACGGCCCUGGCACCAGAAGACCUCGAGGCGUACGUCGAGGACCUGCCCUGGGUCUGGCAGAGCGCGGUAGUGGCUACCGACCCGGAGAUACACAACGCGGAGACGGCGGAGCCGUCGGGAGGAAGGACCGCCGCAGUCAGGCAUGGUGCCUCCCAGAACGAGCGCUUCUUCGCGUGCCCGCCCCCGCCGACCUCUCCGGGAGGACCGCACCCGAGCCCGGGAGGAGGUGUCGCCGCCAUGGCGGCAGCGGCGGCGGCAGCGGCGGCGGCGGUCUUGGCGGUGGCCGGGCAACGAGAGCAAGGCGACGGCGACGUCGGGGUGACCCUGGAGCGGGCCGGCCUGUCGUCCGGCGCAUCGAUCUGCUUCUUCCGCGCCGGGGACCGUUCCGCCGUGAGGCGGACGUACAACGCGGCCGUCGAGAGUCUCGUGGAGGAGAUGAACAUGCUGCUGAGGGGGGAGGGGCCGCUAGGGCGCGUCCAUCUCAUUAAGCUGGCGGAAGUGGUAGAGAUUUGCGAAUCUCUAGGGUACCAGGGGUUCAGGCCACGUAUCGCACACGACCAACAGCGGCACGUGAACCCAAGGGAAACGUUGGAGUACAUCGCUCAAGGAAGACAGCUCGCGUUCAUUUGCGACUCAUGUGGCACGCAAGACUUCACGGGUCCCCGGUACCACUGCCUGGCGUGCCCGGACUACGACCUUUGCCAGCGGUGCAACGCUAAGAAGGAGCCGGCUCCGCGCCAUCGCUACCUCUUCGCCAACGGCCAGUGGAAGAGAGAAGCCGGCUUCCAGGGGCACACCGACGACCACGAGCUGGAGGAAAUAUUCACGGUCCCGGCCGAAUGCUGUAACUGGCAAAGAACGUCUUGGUCUUCCGACUGAGAUUCGCGCGCUGGGUUCAAAUGUUUCUUAGAAAAUGUAGAGAAAAAGUACGCGUUCAAGAUAUAUAGAACCAGUUUUUUUUUUUUAUCUAGGCAUUUGAGGUUUGGCGUACGGGAGGGGGGCCCGCGGUCUGACGUGUUGAUCGCCGUGCCGUUGUCUGCGGGCUUACGCACCGCUACGGUGGUACGAACCCGCGGUAAAGAAAUGUCGAUGUGUGCUCAAGGCUUAAGUCUUAUGUACCUCGCCGCUGCCCAGAACAUGUAGUGUACAUGGUAUCAUUAGUGAAGGAUGCGCCUCCAGUUUGUGUUUUAUCGUAGUAUUCUGCUGUUUACUUGGAAGUUGUUUCGUACCCAUGGUAUGCAUACAGCAUAUUGGCCUGCCGUUUAACAAUAACAAUUUAUGUUGUGUUCAUGAAAAUUCGAGCCUAACUUUCUUGACGUUGGCUGGCCCGUACAGAUGUAUUGGACUGCCAAACAGCCGGGUGUCCCGCUUUUUUGCAUGAUGGAUUUGUACAAUACCGUAGUGCUUUACAGUGCUUCCUCUCUGUGGACACGGUAUUCUAUAUUUGUUCGAGAGAAGGUGCAAAUGGUCUCGCUGUGGUACUGUAGUUGACAGCCACUCAACCGUAGGAUAAGACCACAUGCGUUGCGUCUCGCCUCACGGACAUGGCAAAGCAAAACAUCGUUAUUCCUUCAAUUUUUGCCUUCGUCUACCAUUGUUUUCCCCUUUUGUAGAGUGAACGAAAAACUUGUCCGAUCAUUGCGGAGGCGGAGGCUGUUUGCCCCGGACAGGCAAAGGGUUAAGGACACCGUCAC
This is a messenger RNA of Ectocarpus sp. CCAP 1310/34, 4098 nucleotides long. Lineage: Eukaryota; Phaeophyceae; Ectocarpales; Ectocarpaceae. The record is from the annotation of a GenBank genome assembly.